Messenger RNA from Camellia sinensis, 882 nucleotides. Its product is annotated as bidirectional sugar transporter N3. Gene Ontology annotation, biological process: carbohydrate transport. Gene Ontology annotation, molecular function: sugar transmembrane transporter activity. The record is from RefSeq and is a predicted model, not a curated record. NCBI's taxonomy places the organism in Eukaryota, Viridiplantae, Streptophyta, Magnoliopsida, Ericales, Theaceae. Gene Ontology annotation, cellular component: membrane.
AUGGGUGGGUUCUCUAGUCACAAUUUGGCUUUCGCAUUUGGCCUUUUAGGCAACAUCAUCUCAUUCUUCGUGUUCCUUUCGCCAAUGCCAACAUUUUACCAAAUAUUCAAGAAAAAAUCAACCGAAGGAUUCCAAUCGGUUCCUUACAUAGUUGCCUUGUUCAGUGCUAUGCUGUUGAUGUAUUAUGCGUUUCUUAAGAAGAAUGACUCUACGCUUAUCAUCACUAUAAACUCAUUUGGAUGCUUGGUGGAAAUUAUUUAUAUUUGCGUUUAUCUCUUUUACGCGCCCAAGAAGAUUAAGUUCAAAACCGUGAAACUAAUUGGACUCAUGCUUGGUGUGUUUGGCGCGAUCCUUAUCUUAACUCAAUUUCUUGUCAAAAAAAGCUCAACCCGCUUUCACAUCGUUGGUUGGAUAUGCCUAGUGUUAUCUGUGAGCGUUUUCGCCGCUCCUCUCUGCAUAUUGAAACAAGUGAUACGAACAAAGAGCGUAGAGUUCAUGCCAUUUUCCUUAUCACUUUCACUUACGCUUAACGCAAUCAUGUGGUUCUUCUAUGGCCUUCUAAUAAAAGACUUCAACAUUGCUAUUCCGAAUGUCUUGGGGUUUAUUUUUGGAAUUAUUCAAAUGGUGCUUUACGCGAUAUACAAGAACCCAAAGAAAGUUGUGAAAGAUCAAAAGUUUUCUUCUGAUCAAAUACCAAACGAAGUGAUAGCAUUGGAGGAAGAGAAGCUAUCUGAAUUAGUCGAACAAGUGAUCGACGUUGUGAAGCUUAGCUCAAUCGCAUGUCAAGAAAUCGGUCCAGUCAUGCUUCAUUUAAAUGGACACAACAUAGCUAGAGAGCUCAAUAUAGUUAAGCCAAACCUUGAAGUCACUGUGCCGGUCUAG